GUCCCCGAUUGUCAAAGAUUGCAUAUCGCCCACGCAAGCCAAGCUCAUAUCUCUCCUCUCCUCUCCACCACCACCACCAUGCAUUAUAUACACCUUGAGUACCAAUACUCCCUAUACCUCCCACCUAUACCUUAAAACUCCGCCUCUCCUCUCCUCUCCCCUUCCAAUCUCUCCCGCCCAAUUGACCCUCGCCCGCUACCAGAAAGUGCCGUCUCCGCGACGUCACCAGGUCACGUCCGCACUAGGCGCCCGCGCCUCGCAACCACUACACCUCUCUCUGAUCCGGGGCCUGCGGGGAAACCGCACACAUAAUUCGCCACCAUGUCGCUGUCAGAGAGGUUGACGACGAUGGAGGAGUACCAGCCGUGGAGCAGAGAGGCGAGCCCGGACAGCAGGCACCGCAAGAUGAGCUUCAAUCCUGUUGGGACGUGGACGGAGCCCGCGUUCGAGCAGCCCGUCGCUGCGUUCGAGGUGCCGAAGUGGAAGAGAAUGCUUCAGGUCUUCCUCGCGGUCAUAUACUGCCUGCUUGCCGCUGGCGUCGUCUUCGGGUAUGCGGCCAUCAAGCCUGUCUUGAUCGCGGAACAGGUGUACAGAGACCAAUGUACAAAAGACGAGCUCGAUGCAGAUGUGCCACUGUGCUAUCAACAGGAUCUACGACUCAACCUCAUGUUCACCAUCGCCGCUGUAUCUACGAACGUCGCAGCUCUUCCCGUAGGCACGAUACUGGAUCGGUUUGGACCACGCGUGAGCAGCAUAAUCGGUGCUAUAUCUCUGGCCGCUGGAGCUCUGCUACUCGCCUUUGCCUCGAAGCUGCCAUUCGACGGCUACAUCCCCGGAUACCUGUUCCUCGCCCUGGGCGGUCCAUUCGUCUUCAUUCCGUCCUUCCAGCUCAGCAACACCUUCCCCCAGUACUCCGGCUCCAUCCUCGCACUCCUGACGGGCGCAUUCGACUCCUCCAGCGCCAUGUUUCUCAUCUACCGAUUGAUCUACCAGGCCACGGACGGUGAUUUCAAGCUCAGCAAGUUCUUCCUCGCGUAUCUCGUGGUGCCAGUCUACAUCCUCGUAGUCCAGGUGCUGUUAAUGCCGGCUACUUCGUACAAGACGGUGGGAGAGCUGGUCACGCAGGCCGAGGAAUCCCACGAGGUGAUCCACGAAUCGGACGACGAGGCCGAGGACGAGGCCAUAAUCGGCCGACUCCAGGAGGCCCGACGCGCACACCGCGACAGCAUCGUGAGCGAGGUCACCGAACUCCUAGGCACAAAGGACGGCGCCGCGCAGACCAAAGAGGAGGAGGUCAAGAAGAACAUUUCCGGCGUGUGGGGUGCGCUCCACGGGCGGACAGCGGCCGAGCAGGUCAGGACGCCGUGGUUCAUACUCAUCACGCUGUUCACGGUACUACAAAUGCUGCGGAUCAACUACUUCGUCGCGACGAUCCGGUCGCAGUACAUCGAGAUGCUCGGGUACGAAAAGGGCGUGGCCGUUAACGACUUCUUCGACUUCGCGCUCCCCAUCGGCGGCGUGAUCUCCAUCCCCUUCAUUGGCCUCGUCCUCGACAGAACCAGCACGGUGACCACGCUUAGCGUCCUCGUCAUCGUCGCAACAACCAUCGGCGUCCUGGGCGUCAUCCCCCAGCUAUGGGCCGCCUACGCCAACGUCAGUCUCCUAGUUCUCUACCGCCCAUUCUACUACACCGCCGUCUCCGACUACGCCGCCAAAGUCUUCGGCUUCGCCACCUUCGGCAAAGUCUACGGGCUGGUAAUCUGCCUCGCGGGCCUCUUCAACUUCGCGCAGUCGGCCCUCGACGCCCUCACCCACCGCACCUUCGCCAACGACCCAAUCCCCGUGAACCUGCUCCUCCUCUCCGCCGCGCUGCUCGUCGGCAUCGCGCUCGUAGCCUUCGUCGCGCGCCGCAGCGGAAAGAUCCUCCGCGAGAACAUCGAGGCGCAGGCGGAGGGCGCGACCGAGCGGCUGAUGCCGGGGGCGGAUCUGCGGGGCGUGGGGGUGGGCGUGAGUGAUUAUGGGGCUAUUGAGUUUCAUCCCCAGGAUGGGGAGAAUGGGAGUCCAAGGGAGGAGAGUCCGAGGGGGAGGAGGAGGGAGUGAGAGGUUGUGGUGUCGAUCCAUCUAUCCAUACAUACGUCUAUCUACUCGGCACAUGUAAGCGUACGACAUGUGUAUUGUACAUACGACACAUCUUCCGACCAUUUUCGGUUUUUUCCCGGCCCAGCGACGGCGUUUCCAGGCGGCGGUUAUGUUUUCCCACGACUUACUUAGCCAUAUCUUUAUCUUGCAUAUUUUUCCCGAGGCUCAGUUCACGGACUUUUUGGUUGAUCUUUCCUACAGUUUUCAGACCGGACCGUACAUAUACAUACAUACAUGUACAUAAAAAACGACGAAAGAAUUAAUAAAAAUGAACAAUACGACACACCGAAGCCCCCGUCUUCUUUCUCCCCUGUGGUAUGCU
Messenger RNA from Aaosphaeria arxii CBS 175.79, 2461 nucleotides. RefSeq names its product MFS general substrate transporter. The coding region runs from base 322 to 2100 and encodes 592 amino acids. Lineage: Eukaryota; Fungi; Ascomycota; Dothideomycetes; Pleosporales. The transcript is spliced from 4 exons. Gene Ontology annotation, cellular component: fungal-type vacuole membrane. The record is from RefSeq and is a predicted model, not a curated record.